GCCACAGACAACCGGCCGAUCCACGUGCCAUCUUUCACCUGUUCCCAAAAAAACUACUCCGUAUCUCCUACCCAAACCUUUCCGAAAAUCAUUUAAAACAAAAGCUUCUUCUCCAACGGUUAAUUUCAAUCGAGCUUUGAAGACGAUAAAACAGUCGAGCUUUGAGCGUAAUUGAGGUAGAGCAAAGUGAAGAGCAAAGUGAAGAGCACAGACGAAUAACAAGUAUGGCGAAGCGAAAGAAGAGGUCAGACGACGGAAAUGAAGACAAACAAUUAACCGAUAAUGAAGUUUCAGACAGUGAUUUUGAGACGAAGGAGAAGAAGGAAACAACCAAUGAAAAACAAACGAAGAAGGAGCAAGACAAAGAAGAGGUUCUUCCAUCUGGCAAGGUCAUUGUAAGAUCAUGUACAAGAGGACUGCUUGACAAUAAAAAAGAAUUAAAGGUUAACUGUUUCGCAAAUGUGCACAAUGGCAUGGAAAAAAUAAAUAAAUUGCUAAAUCAGGACCAACUUCAGACAUUCAGAAACACAACAUUUGGAAAAAUGAUAGACAUUGGAAAUGUGCAAUGGAUGACCGGUCAGCUGCUCAUUCUAAUUGUAGAAAAUCAUGUGAAAAAGCUGGACGGUAAAGUGUAUAGAGACAGGUUCAUUUUCAACAUUGGUGACAGAUUGGUCUACUUCUACAAAAGAGAGUUUGCUUUAAUAACUGGAUUCAAGAUGGGAGGCGAAAAACCUGUGAUUUCUACAGAGACAAAAGGUGACAUAUGGAAAAGGUUUUUUAACUCAAGGGAUAAUGUAUCAAGGAAAGACAUUAAGAGAGCUUUUGAAGAGUUUGAUAAUAUAUUGGUGGAUAAACAACCUUUAGAUAAGGUAAAGUUGGCGGUUCUGAAUAUAAUUUCUAACUUCUUAAUUGGGAACCAGCCAAGUGUGAAAUGUCCUGAGAAGUACAUAAAUAUGGUAGAUAAUCUGGAUUUGGUGAAUGAAUAUCCAUGGGGAGAUGAAAUCUGGGAAGAUUUGCUUGAAAAGGUACCUAAGUGGAGUCACAACAUUACAAACUCAAAGAAUGAUAGGUAUGGAUUUCCAGGAUUUAGCUUUGCAUUGCAAAUAUGGGCGUUUGAGAGUUUCCCAGCGCUUAGGAGGACAAAUGUGUGCAGCAUUGAAGAAGACAGAAAAGGAAUGUGGCCAAGAUUUCUGAAAUGGUCAAUUCCUAAAAAAACUUGUUGUGCAACACUUGCUGACAACAUAUUUGACAACAAACAGUUUGAAUUUAAAAAAAUGUGCCCAACAGAGGAGGAGCUUCAAAAUCCCAUGAUAAAGGCAUUUUAUGCAGACAAAAUGCCUAACCCUGUGAUGAAAAAGAGUCGUCUCUCUUUGGUAGGAAAGAGGAAAGAGAAUCCUGUCAAGGCAGAUGAAACAGAAAUUACAAAAGAUGGGAGGACUGAUGAAGCAAAGCAUGUGCAAUUUGAAGCUGAAAGAAAUCAAGUCAUCAGUGAUCAAGGACAUGAAGACAUGCAGCACCAAAACUCUGAGCAUGCAGGUCACAGUGGAAUCAACAACUUAAACCGCAUGUUUAAGAGAAGAAAGGGGGUUGGAAAUGAACUUAGAGAAAGCACCAUACUACGUAACUUAAUGGCUGCGGUGGUGCUCCAAUCAAAGAAGACACAGAAGCUUGAGAAAAGAUUGGAAAAGCUUGAGGAUGGAAUGAAGAAGCUUCUAAAUGGGCAAAGGGAGCAAUCUGAAAUGUUGAGAUCACUUCUUAGGAAGAUUGAUGAAUCUGAAGAAGAUGACAGCGACAAAAGGGGGCUGGACUUAGACAAUGAUCUUCAUGCGGAGGAAGAAAACAAAAUGGGAAAGAAGCUGUCUCCUAAAAAUAAAGCUAAUGAUUAUUCUAUUGCUGUAUGUGCUACGCCAAGUUUUGAUCUCCAUCUUGAUGACACACAGGACAUGAAAGAAACUGAGGGAGUAAGAGAAGAGGAUGAAGAACAACAAGCUGGUAGUGAUGGUUCCAGUCAACUUGAUAAACAGAUUGAUACUUAUGAUGCAGAGCCCAUCUGUGCUCAAAAUCAAGACGUUUUGAUUGGUGAAGAAGCUGAGGCGCCAACUCAAACAAGCAUCAACAGUGAGGAGCUACAAAUGCAUGUCAAUACAGUCCUUUCGGAUGUCAUUAAAGAUCUGAAGAAAACAGAGGAGAUAAUAGAAGAAGAGGAAGAGCAGAUGGUGGUAGAUAGACAGAAUGAGAGUGGUAAUGAUCAGUUCCAAAUAAAGGAUGUUCUCAUAGAUGACAAAAAGUUACUUAUACAGGUACAAGAGAAAACAAGAGUCCUUGAAGAGGAGGGAGAUGAGCUGACACGACCAAGGAGAAAUGUUAGAAGUCCUGAAAGAUACACACCCAAUCCAACAACUGAAAUGAAGAAGAAGAAAAUGCAGAAGGCAAUGAAGAAAAGAGAAAAAGCAGAGAGUGACACAUGUCUAGUACAAGGACCAUUUACAGAAGAUCCAAAAGAGAAGCCUUGUAUGGAGGAUGUGCACAAAGUGAAGAUUUAUUUAGCAGAGGGGCUGCUAAAGAAGCACUCCAGUAAUGUCCAAAAGAAGUACAAAAAGAAGGACGAAGAGCUAGUGUCAUGCCCAUUCGGAUUGCAGCUGG
Cuscuta epithymum is the source of this 2643-nucleotide messenger RNA. The record is from the annotation of a GenBank genome assembly. NCBI's taxonomy places the organism in Eukaryota, Viridiplantae, Streptophyta, Magnoliopsida, Solanales, Convolvulaceae.